UUAGGGAUUUUAAAUUGAGAAACAAAAAAUUGAAAUUGAAUUACUUUCUCUCUCUAAGAGCAGGCAUUCACUCUCUUUCUCUCUCUAUUAUUCUUUCUUUAUGAAAAUUAGGAGUAAUUCUUGAUCUUUCAACUCUUAGUAUCCCUAAUUUUGCCCUAAUCUUCCUAUCAAUUUGAUUGAAUUCUAGUAACAAAAUUUAAGAAAGAAUCAUCAUAAAGCUAAUAACUUUAGGAGGGAAAAAAGAGAGAAAGAUUCUCCAUAAACAAAGUGAAAUCUUCUCUUAAUUGUGUGUCUCUUUCAUCAGUUUGUCUGUUUCUCAGAGGGCCUUCAAAUUUCAACCAUGUUUUUAAUGGGAUGUCUAUUUGCUGGGCAAAAAUAAGCAUUGUAGCAGUAAAGAACAAAUUUUGGCAGCCAUAUGGAGGAUGAUAAUAAAACCACCUACAAACACAAGGAUUAUUACAAGGUUCUUGAAGUUGAAUAUGAUGCAUCAGAUGAGAAGAUCAGAUUAAACUAUAGGAAACUUGCACUGAAGUGGCAUCCUGACAAACACAAGUGUAAUGAUGCAGCAACAACUAAAUUUCAAGAGAUUAAUGAAGCUUAUUCGGUGUUAAGUGAUCCUGAUAAGAGACUUGACUAUGAUCUAAAUGGAGACUAUGAGAUAAAUAAGUAUACCUUGCCAGAAUAUCUAGCCAGAUUCAAAGGGAUGAUACUUACCUGUAAUGGGCUUGGUAUGAGUCAGGAUUCAGUCUGGUCAGAGCAAUUAACAGAAUCUAACAAGUUGACGGACAAAUGAAAGUCGGUGGUCGUCUUUUUUCUCGUCUUCACACUCAUCGUCUUUCCUAUGGUACCUUUCUUACCCCUCCCAGAUGUCUAUGGUAGUAAACCUUCUGUUAUCAAUGAGAUUCAUGUCUAAAACUGAACAUUCAUCAUCUCGCUCAAAGGUUUUCCAGACCAAACCAUAUUGUAUGUUAACUGAACAGGAUAUCUGUACCAAGUAUGUCUAUGCGACUCAGACAAAUUUUACAGUGAUCAUGAUUUUGGUAUUUACUGAGAUCUCUUGUAAAAUGUAGUUUCUGAAACAAGGUUGUAUCAAUUCACAUGUAAUAUUGAAGAUUGAAUCUCACUGAAGAAGACAUGUUAACAAAAUUUGUUAUCAGAAGCUACUUUUUUUUAGUAUAUAGUAAGUAGUCUUUAAUUAUAUGUUACUUCUUAGAAAGGAGUUGUAUUAGCUUCAGUCACUCGAAUUUUUGACACUUUUUUUGUUUCUCGUUAAAUGACAUUUUCUUUUGAAAUUCUA
This is a messenger RNA of Solanum lycopersicum (tomato), 1297 nucleotides long. RefSeq lists its product as uncharacterized. The record is from RefSeq and is a predicted model, not a curated record. Gene Ontology annotation, cellular component: nucleus; cytoplasm. Lineage: Eukaryota; Viridiplantae; Streptophyta; Magnoliopsida; Solanales; Solanaceae.